UGAAGGAAUUAAUUAAGCUCUUGAAAAUGAUUGAUUAUAUUACCUUAGCAUCAUUUUUUCUGUCUUUGUCUCUCAUAUUCAAAAUCAUUCAGCUAUUGCCUGUAAAAACCGCGAAAGAAAACGGCAAGAGGCUUCCCCCGGGGCCGCCUCGGUGGCCCAUCGUCGGCAACCUGCUCCAGCUGGGCCGCCUUCCCCACCGCGACUUCGCCGCCUUCUGCGACAAAUACGGGCCGCUGGUGUACCUCCGUCUGGGCUGCGUCGACGCCAUUACCACCAACGACCCCACCAUCAUCCGCGAAAUACUUCUCCAGCAAGACGACGUCUUCGCCUCCCGCCCCCGAACUCUCGCCGCCGUUCACCUAGCGUACGGGUGCGGCGACGUGGCUCUGGCUCCGGUGGGCCCCAAGUGGAAGCGGAUGCGGCGGAUCUGCAUGGAGCAUUUGCUGACCACCAAGCGCCUGGAGUCCUUCUCAAAGCACCGCGCCGAGGAGGCCCAGCACCUGGUCGAGGAUGUUUGGGGGAUGGCUCAGAAUGGGGAGACAGUGAACCUGCGGGAGGUUUUGGGGGCUUUCUCGAUGAACAAUGUGACGAGGAUGUUGUUGGGGAAACAGUUUUUUGGGGCUGAUGAGUCUUCUGGCCCUCAAGAAGCCAUGGAAUUCAUGUACAUAACUCACGAGUUGUUUCAUCUGCUUGGGCUGAUUUAUUUGGGAGAUUAUGUGCCGCUUUGGAGAUGGAUAGACCCUUAUGGGUGUGAAAAGAAGAUGAGGGAAGUGGAGAAGAGGGUGGAUGAUUUUCACAUGAAAAUACUUGAAGAACACAGAAAGACCAAGAAGGAAACCGAUGGGGAAAUGGAUUUUGUUGAUGUUUUAUUGUCCUUGCCCGGUGAAAAUGGCAAAGAACACAUGGACGACGUGGAAAUUAAAGCUUUAAUUCAAGAUAUGAUUGCAGCAGCGACGGAUACUUCUGCAGUGACCAACGAAUGGGCAAUGGCGGAGGUGAUCAAGCGGCCACGCAUCCUCAAGAAAAUCCAAGCAGAGCUGGACGAGGUGGUGGGAUCCGACCGAAUGGUCUCCGAGAACGAUCUGAUCCACCUCAACUACCUCCGCUGCGUGGUACGCGAAACCUUCCGGACCCACCCGGCGGGGCCGUUCCUCAUCCCGCACGAGUCCACGCGCGCCACCACCAUCAACGGCUACCACAUCCCCGCCAAGACCCGCAUCUUCAUCAACACCCACGGCCUGGGGCGCAACCCCCGCGUGUGGGACCACGUGGACGACUUCAACCCGGAGAGGCAUCUCCCGGCCGACGGCGGGCGCGUGGAGAUCAGCCACGGCGCCGACUUCAAGAUCCUGCCGUUCAGCGCCGGCAAGCGGAAGUGCCCCGGCGCCCCCCUGGGCGUGACGCUGGUGUUGAUGGCUUUGGCGAGGCUGUUUCACAGCUUUGACUGGAGCCCGCCGGAGGGGUUGAGGCCUGAAGAUAUCGACACGAAUGAGGUGUAUGGGAUGACCAUGCCUAAGGCUACGCCCUUGUUCGCCGUUGCUAGGCCUCGCUUGCAACGCCAUUUGUAUCACUCCAAUUAGGGAUGAAUAAUGAAUUGUAGCACCCUAUGCCAAAACUUCUUUAAUUUCUGCACUUCACAAAAUGGUAUUAUUUGUAAUAAUUAUAAUAUUAAUAAGGGUAUUUUCACACA
Molecule: messenger RNA, 1690 nt
Organism: Ipomoea triloba (trilobed morning glory)
Lineage: Eukaryota; Viridiplantae; Streptophyta; Magnoliopsida; Solanales; Convolvulaceae
Product: cytochrome P450 703A2
Exons: 2
Coding region: 27-1580 (517 amino acids)
Molecular function (GO): monooxygenase activity; iron ion binding; oxidoreductase activity, acting on paired donors, with incorporation or reduction of molecular oxygen
Source: RefSeq, a predicted model, not a curated record